GAUAGGACGAUUACGAAGCAGUUUAGCGGUGCAGCUGUAAAAAACUCGUAAAAAAAGUCGUACAUUUUUUUCAUUACUCGUAACUUGUUUGACUUCGUUACACAAGAGGUGAUAUUUUAUCAAUUUCUCUUCCACUUCAAAGACUUCAAGUUUUUCUGUAACAAAUUGGCCCUUUUGGUAAUUAAUAGGUGCUUGAAUGAAUCUGACUGCACGAUGAGCGAAAAAAACAUCAACUCCGCUUUAGUGCGAAGGGUCAAUAAAUUAUUGGAAUCCAGAGUGGAGCAUGAUAAGGAUACAUUGGAAGCUCUGAAAGAAUUAUCGACGUUCUUCACUGAAAACACCUUAAAUUCUCGCCGUAACUUGCGUAGUAAGAUAGAAAGGAGAAGUCUGACGAUAAAUGAAGAAUUUUUGGCUGCCUUUAAGGAGGUAAAGGCUUCCUUGGAUGAUGUUUACCAAGAUGUUCUAGCCAUGAACAUAGCUGUACAGUCUAUGACUAAUCGCUUGCAAGUUACAAAAGCUCAAACAUCACAACUCAUAGAACAUACGUCAAAACUUCAGAAUGAAAAUCAAACAUUAUCCAUGCAACAGGAGGUUGCGAGCGCGUUUAUUAAGAACUUUCAUCUAACUUCCCCCGAAUUGGCUGUUUUGCAUGGAUCAGUUAGAGAGUCUCCUAUAACAGAAGAAUUUUUCUCUGUAGUUAAUAAAGUACAGGAUAUUCAUGGUAAGUGUAGAGUGCUGAUGCAAUCUGGAUAUCAGACAUUGGCUUUGGACAUAAUGCAGAGAAUGACACUGCUGCAAGAAGCUGCGCUGGAGAGGUUAUAUCGGUGGACGCAGACUCAGUGCAAGAACAUAGAGAAUGAACGUCUGGCACCAUUACUUAUUAAAGCUAUGAGUAAACUGCAAGAUAGGCCAGUGUUAUUCAAGUACAUUUUAGAUGAAUACUGUGCAGCUAGAAGAACCGCUUUGGUGGGAUCCUUCAUAGACGCGUUAACGUUGGGAGAAGGUUUCGGUGGAACACCCAACCCCAUAGAGAUGCAUGCCAAUGAUCCUAAGCGAUACGUCGGUGAUAUGCUCGCAUGGUUGCAUCAAGCGAUUCCCGUAGAGAAGGAGAAUAUCCUCACCUUAGUAAAAAGCUGUGAUAAGACUGAUGUGUCGGAUCAGGUGAAACAGGCGUUGAGCAACAUCACCGAGAGUUUAUGUCAUCCUUUGAAAUCGAGAAUAGAACACGUUAUAUCUACCGAGGCGCCAGCGACGGUAUUGUACUCCGUCACAACCCUAAUUAGAUUCUACCGCGCUAUCACCGAACAGGUGAUACCCGACAGCGUUCUGGAUCUUACACUCUUCGAUUUGCUGACUCAGAGCGAGAAGAGCUUCCUCAGUAGACUCCAGAGAGAAACGAGGAUCGCUCUCGGCGAGCGCGCGGAGCCCCCGGGAAACGAUUUGGUGCCUGCUCCGUCCGUCUCUAGAUUAUUGUCGCUUCUAAACGAGAUACUAUCUGUAGCUAGCAUCGCCGAGGAUAGAGAGAAGGACAUGUUGCAGAUCGUGUCGUGCAUCAUUGACCCGUUACUCCAAGAGGUCAACGAGACUGCGUCCAGAUUGCCGACGGUGGACAUGGCCGUCUAUCUUCUCAAUUGCAUGCAUCAAAUACAAUCGACCCUGGCGUUGUAUGAAUACAUGGACCAGAGAUUAGAAAGGUUACAGGCACAAUCGGACGCGCAAAUCGACACACUUACGUCGGAGCAAGCUAGUUCUUUGGUGGCGCAUUUGAAUCUGGGCUCGAUCUACACCAUUUUACAAGGUCGUGAACAGGGUCCACUGUCAUCCAUACCCGGCAUGGAUGCCCUCAGCGUGAAGGAAUUCACUAACAAACUAGAGGCAUUUCUGGUGAUGCCGGACGUCCUGCUGUUGCCACAGAUAAGUUUACUGCAGAGUAACAAUCAUCGUUUAGUUACCCAGAGAAGAUCGUUUGAAGUGAUCGGAGCCAUAUACAGACAGUUGUACGACGCCUGUCAUGAUCCGAAGAAUUUAUAUCAAAACGCCGGCAGUCUCUUUUCCAGGACGCCCGAGGAACUGCUGAAUAUGCUGAUCUCGCAGUAAUCGCGUAUUCCACGAGCUUCCAUAGGCAUCAUAUAUUAUAAAUAUUAUAAAUAUAUGUAUAUAGUUUAAUAAUAUAACGAACGUACCAAAACGAU
Dinoponera quadriceps is the source of this 2192-nucleotide messenger RNA. RefSeq names its product conserved oligomeric Golgi complex subunit 6 (gene Cog6). The coding region runs from base 214 to 2097 and encodes 627 amino acids. Gene Ontology annotation, biological process: intra-Golgi vesicle-mediated transport. The transcript has 10 exons. Gene Ontology annotation, cellular component: COG complex. Lineage: Eukaryota; Metazoa; Arthropoda; Insecta; Hymenoptera; Formicidae. The record is from RefSeq and is a predicted model, not a curated record.